GGCAGAACGGGCCGGCGGAUAUUGGCUCGGCGACACGCCGAGGCUCCUCCCCGAGUCUGGAUCUUUAUAUUUUGGGAGAAUUUCUUUGAACUCAGUUACCACGCUGCGUGAAGGAGACAAGUUCCCACAGCCGGCUCGCCGGCAGGGGCGAGGCGAGGGCUCGCCCAGCUUCUCUGCAGGGGCCGCGUGCCCCCGAUUGUAUUCCUCCUUUCCCUGGUGGAGGAGCACGGACGUAUUCGGCUGAGGAAAAUGCCAAUUAUCUGGAUGUGACCGUGAAGAGAGAACGGGUGACUGGAGGAGGCAGAGGAGGAUGAGGAGAAGCAGUAUCUGAAGAAAGAAUAAACCACCUACUCCAACCCUUUCUGCAAAUUGGUGCUAUUGCUUCGGGGGUCCAUUUGCUUUUCUCCCCUCCCCCCAUUCAGAAACCUUGACUUGAGGGCCAAGACAGCCCCCUACAACGCGGGGACCCUUCUGGGUCGGAAGACCUUUUGGAUGUAGCGCUGGUGGAACAUUGAGACACUCUGCUGGAAAAGCCACCAUGAAUUCGGUAGCUGGGAAUAAAGAGAGGCUUGCAGUGUCCACCAGGGGCAAGAAAUACGGGGUGAAUGAGGUCUGCUCGCCCACCAAGCCCGCCGCAUCCUUCUCCCCCGAGAGCUGGUACCGGAAAGCGUACGAGGAGUCGCGCGCCAGCAGCCGGCCCACCCCCGAGGGCGCGGGCUCAGCGCUCGGCUCAUCGGGGACCCCAUCCCCCGGCUCGGGCACCUCGUCCCCGAGCUCCUUCACGGGCUCCCCGGGCCCCAGGGUUGUCCUGGUCCUGAGCAUGGCAGCUGAAGAAGUGGCCUCGAGAGUCUUCUCUGUGGUCCCACGGCGUGGACUAAAGGAUCGCUUUUUCUCUGCCAAGCCAGGCGAUGGGGCCUGA
Molecule: messenger RNA, 919 nt
Organism: Pteropus alecto (black flying fox)
Lineage: Eukaryota; Metazoa; Chordata; Mammalia; Chiroptera; Pteropodidae
Product: kinesin-like protein KIF26B
Exons: 3
Coding region: 539-919 (126 amino acids)
Source: RefSeq, a predicted model, not a curated record